Penicillium malachiteum is the source of this 1581-nucleotide messenger RNA. RefSeq lists its product as uncharacterized. The coding region runs from base 1 to 1581 and encodes 526 amino acids. Lineage: Eukaryota; Fungi; Ascomycota; Eurotiomycetes; Eurotiales; Aspergillaceae. Gene Ontology annotation, cellular component: membrane. Gene Ontology annotation, molecular function: transmembrane transporter activity. The transcript has 5 exons. The record is from RefSeq and is a predicted model, not a curated record. Gene Ontology annotation, biological process: transmembrane transport.
AUGACCUCCGUGAGAAACUCUCAGAUUGACGAUGAAGACUUGGUUGACGAGAAAGCUCGCCAAGCGAACCAUGUCGAAGAUACCUCCAACCUCACAAAUAUCGAUGGCAUUCAGGUUCUCGGGUUGACUCCUGAUGAUGCUGAUUUUUACCAGAGCUUCUCUCAAGAGCAAAGAAAAGCCGUUUUGCGGAAAGUCGAUUACCGUUUAGUACCUAUGCUCUCCGUCCUCUACCUGGUUUCUCAUCUGGACAGAUCCAACAUUGGGAAUGCAAAAAUUGCAGGUCUCACAAAGGAUCUCGGUCUGAGCGGAAUCCAGUACAAUAUAGCACUCAGCCUAUUCUUCAUACCAUAUGUCCUACUUGAGGUGCCAAGUAAUAUGCUCUUGAAAAGAUUCGCAAGACCAUCAGUCUACUUAGGAAUUCUCAUCAUUUGCUGGGGCAUCAUAAUGACCCUGACAGGUGUGGUGCAAAACUUCGGUGGAUUAGUUGCGGUUCGAAUCAUGCUGGGUAUAUUCGAAGCCGGCUUCUUUCCAGGUGCAGUGUACCUUUGUUCCUUCUGGUAUAUGCCGAGAGAUCUGGCCACCCGCAUUGCCUUCUUCUACUGUGCAAGCGCACUUUCGGGCGCGUUCUCAGGCCUCCUAGCAGCAGGCAUCGCGAAGAUGCAUGGAGUUGGAGGAUAUGAAGGGUGGCGCUGGAUAUUCCUGCUUGAAGGGAUGGCUACAGUAAUACUUGGGGUCCUUUGCUUCUUUCUUCUGAUUGAUGCACCUCGAUUCUCACAGCGCUGGCUGACACCAGAAGAAAUCCGAUACCUGGAACUCCAACACUUUAUCAAGGAUGGUGGUCAAUUCAAGGAGGAGAGAUCAAAAACAUCGUGGAAAGACAUCCGAGCAGUCAUAUCAAACUGGCGGACGUAUUUACUGGCAUACAUUUUGCUCUGCCAAUCCGCUUGCUCCUACGGCACAAAGUUUACCCUUCCCACCAUAACCAAAGGGAUGGGAUUCAACGGCACAGACGCUCAGCUCAUGACAGUACCCCCUUACAUCGCCGGCGCAAUUUCCGCUGUGGUUUUCUCCAAAUUAUCAGAUCGCUUCUACUGGAGAAUGCCAUUCGUGGCUAUUCCUCUCCUGCUUAUUGUGAUCGGGUAUUCCAUAAUCAUCGGACUAGGCGGACAUCUGAAGGAGAAUCUUGGUCCAGGAUUCUUCGCAAUUAUUCUGACUUGCAUAGGCAUUUAUCCAACUCAUCCAGCUACAACGACCUGGACAAUGAACAAUUUAGCCCCUUCAAACCGUCGAGCAAUCGGAAGUGCGUUCAACAUUUGUAUGGGAAAUAUCGGUGGAAUCAUUGGGAGCUACAUGUACCUUGAUAGUGAGGCUCCAACAUAUCCCACCGGUUUUGGGUUAUCCUUGGCGUUUGGUGGUACGGCUCUCCUGGCGGCAUUGGCAUUGGAGGUUUCCUUCAUGUGGGGUAAUAAGAGAAAGAGCGCGAUGAGUGAGGGUGAGGUUCGGGAGAGGUUUACUUUUCACCCAUGUAUCAACUUCAAGUAUUCAUACAUGCGGACUUUCAAUCUCAUUUCCAAGUCAUGA